AUGCAUUCUGACUACAAGCUACCCACUGUUGAAUUUAUCGAUCCGAUAAUUUACGCUGAGAUACCAAACAUACAUGAAGAUCCAGAAUUGUAUUCUCUUGUGAAUGAGUUCAUGAUACAUGGUCCAUGUGGCGCUGAAAAUAUCAAUUGUCCAUGUAUGGUCGACAAAAAGUGCUCAAAAAACUUUCCAAAGCAAUUCUGUAAUCAUAGCUCAGUUGAUCAGAAUGGUUUUCCAUUGUAUAGAAGAAGAAACGAUGGUCAUUUUGUUGAAAAAUCUGGUGUGAAGUUGGAUAAUAGAAAUGUUGUCCCUUACAACAAAUAUCUAUUGAAAAGAUACCAAUCACAUAUUAAUGUUGAAUGGUGCAAUCAGGGUUCUUCUAUAAAGUAUCCUUCUGUGGUUAGACUGCCUUUUCAUCUUCCUGGUCAACAACAAAUUAUAUAUGGUGAAGACGAUGAUAUUGAUGAUGUUCUCGACAAACAUUCUGUUGCUUCUUCAAUGUUCACAGCUUGGAUGGAAUGUAAUGCAGUUAAUGCUGAUGCACGGAAACUUACGUAUGUUGAAUUUCCUACAAAGUUUGUUUGGCAUCGUGGUGAUAGGAUUUGGAAGCCACGUAAAGUCAAAGGUCCGAAAUCAUUUGAAGAAAUUCGCACAGUAAAUGGUGAAGAAUAUUCUUCUUUUAGAGAUGCUUGUUAUGCUCUUGGUCUUUUGGAUGAUGACAAAGAAUACAUCGACGCAAUCAAAGAAGCGAGUCAUUCUGGAUCUGGUUCUUACCUACAAUUUUUAUUUGCUACAUUGUUGAUGUGUAACAGUAUGUCUAAACCGGAGGUUGUUUGGAAAAACACAUGGGAAUAUUUGGCAGAUGGAAUUCUUUAUCACCAACGACAGAGAUUCAAGUCUCCAGAACAAGUUUUACUUCGGAACAACUUGAGUUUAAAAAAUUUCAAAAACAUGCCUAUCCCGGAUGUUGAUUACGUUUCUUCUUCAAACAAUCGACUCAUCACAGAAGAGCUAAAUUAUGACAUUACAAAUAUGAAGAAUAAGUUUGAUCGUAUGUUUCUUGCGUUGACAAAUGAGCAGCGUCACAUUUUCGAAGAUAUCAUGACUGUUGUUAAACAAAAUAAAGGAGGUGUCUUCUUUGUUUGUGGAUAUGGUGGAACUGGUAAAACUUUUUUAUGGAAGACAGUAUCUGCAGCUAUUAGAAAAGAUGGUCAUAUUGUUUUAAAUGUUGCUUCAAGUGAGAUUGCUUCAUUAUUAUUGCCCGGAGGUAGAACAGCACACUCUCGAUUUAUUAUUCCAUUUGAACUAACAGAGGAUUCUAUUUGUAAAAUAAAUCGAAGUAGUGACCUUGCUAGCUUAUUGAGAAAAACCUCAUUGAUAAUUUGGGAUGAAGCUCCUAUGGUCCAUAAGCAUGCAUUUGAAGCUUUAGAUCGAAGUUUGAAAGAUGUAUUCUUGUUUGAAAAUUCUACCAACUCAGAUAUUCCGUUUGGAGGGAAAGUUAUUGUUUUUGGAGGUGAUUUCAGACAGAUUCUACUUGUUAUUCCAGGGGAAGUAGACAAAACAUUGUUAAUGCUUCUUUAA
Molecule: messenger RNA, 1578 nt
Organism: Lactuca virosa
Lineage: Eukaryota; Viridiplantae; Streptophyta; Magnoliopsida; Asterales; Asteraceae
Source: the annotation of a GenBank genome assembly